AUGUCCAGCAGGAGUGGCAACCACUGUGUGCUCAGAAAAUGGAAUAGUUGCUCUUGCGAGUUGGUUGUGCCCUCGGAGGUUCCUGAGCAUGCAAUUACGAAGUUGCACAUAUACGACUUCGACAAUACAUUAUUUGCAACGCCGGGCCCUACAGAGCAAUUGUAUACACGUGAGCUACUGAAUGUGCUGACAUCGAGCGUGUUAGCGAAUGGAGGCUGGUGGAAUGAGCCGGAGUUUCUGCAGGCUGCUAUCAAGAUCUCGAAGGUUAAACCCAGACAAUAUUCAUGGAAUGAGAAUAUUAUUAAACUGGCAGAGGAAUCGUAUUGUGCCAAGGAUACAAUCUCGAUCAUUUUAACGGGCAGAGAGGAAAACAGGUUCCAUAAGUUGAUAGAGCAUGCUCUGCAGACGGCAAGAAGCCAUUGGAAAUGUUCAACAAAUGAGUUUAGGUUCAAUGCAGUUUGUCUGAAAAAAAAAGAAAUUUCUGAGUAUACUAGCAAGUAUAAGAAGGAGCUGAUGGGGGAAUUCUUGAAAUACUAUCCUUCACUGCAGGAAUUAAUCAUAUAUGAUGAUAGAGUACAUCAAAUAGAGGCGUUCAAGUCUUUCUUCCAUUCUUUGGAUUUGUCACGUUUGAAGUGGUCUGCGAUUCCCGUACGACCGUUCACAAAAUCACUGCCAAGAGAUCAGGAACUUGAAAUAGUGACGGAGAUGGUCCAAAAGAGUAAUAGUCAAGCUUUUAAUACUUCACAGAAGUUCGAUUUAACAUGGACACCAAGGCAAACGGGUUAUAUUCUUUGCAUGGCAUCGCAUCGGCUGCUAUCGAUAGAGGUUAUGAAGUAUUUGAGGCGGGGGAAAGGGAGAAGAACAUUCAGACCCAAACUGUAUGAAUAUCCCCUGUAUAUACCGUGUGCAGAACCCGGUAAAGAUAUCCCUGUGCUUGAAAUCGCUAAAAUAUGGUCAAACAAUGAGGCUUGCAUAUUUGAUUCUGAGGAGAAACUGCAACGUAUUUCAGAAAAAUUUCAUCAACAACAACCUGGGAAAUGUAUCGUACACUUUCAAGUCACCGAUCUUGCCGUCAUCUCGUCCGUCUGUCACAACAAAAGAAAACCAUUAGAGGUUUAUUUCAAGGCCACACCCGAUCCAAAUAGAUACGCUUUCACUCUGUUUCCAGAAUUUAUAGUCACAGGCCAUUUUUACAAGAAAGACCAAAUUGAAGAUCUAGAAGCGGUAACAGAACAUCUAAUGGACUGCAAGAAAGCCAUUCACUGGAUACCGCUAGAGAAAGCCAUUUCGAUAAAGACAUUUUUUGGACAGUAUACCAAACUGGCCUCAAUACCGCGUUCUGGUGCUUAA
This is a messenger RNA of Saccharomyces paradoxus, 1350 nucleotides long. RefSeq lists its product as uncharacterized. The coding region runs from base 1 to 1350 and encodes 449 amino acids. Lineage: Eukaryota; Fungi; Ascomycota; Saccharomycetes; Saccharomycetales; Saccharomycetaceae. The transcript has a single exon. The record is from RefSeq and is a predicted model, not a curated record.